This is a messenger RNA of Oncorhynchus mykiss (rainbow trout), 1207 nucleotides long. RefSeq names its product D-aminoacyl-tRNA deacylase 1 (gene dtd1). Gene Ontology annotation, biological process: tRNA metabolic process. Lineage: Eukaryota; Metazoa; Chordata; Actinopteri; Salmoniformes; Salmonidae. Gene Ontology annotation, cellular component: cytoplasm. The record is from RefSeq and is a predicted model, not a curated record. Gene Ontology annotation, molecular function: D-tyrosyl-tRNA(Tyr) deacylase activity.
UACUCCCAACUGCUGCCGCUAGAGGCCUCUAACAACGCAGCAAGGAUUCAUGGGAAGUAUGACGUUUACGUCUGUGCACCGCUUCAAUCUGAUUCAUUCUAGCGAGCGAGCUAAUCAAAACAAUGAAGGCAAUCAUUCAAAGAGUGACAACAGCCAGCGUGUCAGUGGGAGAGGUGCCCAUCAGCUCAAUAGGCAGAGGACUGUGUGUGUUGCUGGGUAUAUCCAUGGAGGACACACAGAAGGAUGUUGACUACAUGGUUCGUAAGAUCCUCAACCUGCGUCUGUUUGACGAUGAGAACGGCCGGGCGUGGAGCAAAAGCGUCAUGGACAAGGAAUAUGAAGUCCUGUGUGUCAGUCAGUUCACUCUGCAGUGCAUACUAAAGGGUAACAAGCCAGACUUCCAUGCUGCCAUGCCUGCAGAGCUGUCCCAGCCCUUCUAUAAUAACGUCCUGGAACACCUGAGGAGCACCUACAAGCCGGAGAUGAUCAAAGAUGGGCAGUUUGGGGCCUACAUGCAGGUUCACAUUCAGAAUGACGGACCAGUCACCAUCGAACUGGUGUCUCCUUCUGCUCCCAUGGACCCCAAACAGCUCGCUAAACAGGAGAAACAGCAGCAGAGGAAAGAGAAACCGCGCUCGAAAGGACCCUCGGAGUCGGGCAGGGAGAGGGCCGCCCCGCGCCCCAGAGCCCAGGACCCUAACGCCAGCAGUGGAGCAGACGGCGACGUGUCGUCAGAGAGGGAGACCUAGGGCAGCACGGUGAGCCUGGAGUCCCAACCUGCUGUGCUGAUUUACCAUAUUGAUGAUGGGAGGAGCCCAGUCGUCCAAAAUGGACUUCAUCUGCAGAGACUGUGAGACGUGACUCUGGACUGUCCUCCUGGAAGAACGUAUGGGCCUCUUCCUCUCCAUCUUUCUCUACAACAUUGGCAGUCUCUGCCUUGUACCCUCUCUGCCACUGUCUUCCUCUACUCAAAGACAAGGGACCUUCCACCCCAAAAUCCAAAGGCACCUAUGACAGAGAGGGGUAGUGGCAUCACAAGAUGGAGAUGUCGGACAUUCUCUCACCUUACUUUUGUAGUUCUUGUCUUAAUAAGGACAACACAUUUGAUAUUUAUGAAUGUUGUGAACACGAUAUGCUAUACUGCUGUUUAGUGAAUUUGAAUGUAAAUGUGGUAAUUUUAUAAAAGAAGACAUGGUGUGUGGACCUA